AUGAGAUUGAGGGUUGCACAGACUGUUGAAAUUACAGCUCCGAGUAGUAACUAUGAGUAUCACGAGCGGGAAAUGAUGGAGUCUGCUACUCCUUAUGCACGCCAUCCUGCACCGCGGAAACGUCGCCGUCCAGCGUUGGCCUGCGAACAAUGUCGUCGCCGGAAAAUUAAAUGCGACCAGAAUUUGCCAUGCAAUCAAUGCCAAAGGUCCAAAAGCAUCCCAAUACAUGCAUGUACCUAUGUGCCAGCUGCCACGCCGUCUUCUUUUGCUUCUACCUCAAGACUGUAUGCCAGUCUACCUUCACAGAAACAACUACACCCACCGCUACCGCUACCGCUACCGCCGCAGCAGCAGCGGCAGCUGCCUCAGCCUCGACCUCAACUAACUCCAAAGCUCACUGCAUCUAUCUCUCGAGGGAACCGUUAUGGGAACACUCACGCAUAUCCCUCCCCUGGGACUGCAAAUCUAUCGGACCAGAGUUCAUAUGCGGAUGAUCAGAGGAGUGAUAUUGCUAGAUCUGCUCCCAAUGCUGGUCGGAACUUCGAGUCUGCGGUGACAAUCCAGGCUCUGCUCGACCGUGUCCAGCUGUUGGAGAAGAAGCUGGCUGAAAAUGCAGGCACGUCUACGAUUGAUAUAUCUUCAUCACCCGCAAGCAGGCUGUUAGCUUCUUUGGAGGUUCCUGCAGAGUCCGAACCUGCUGUGAGAGGGGUCUUCUCGAAAACGAGGUUUUUCGGUUCCAGUCAUUGGAUGAAUUGUGCUAGAGAGUUCCAUACGGUGUAUGGCUUGAGGGCUCGGCUUGAGGUAGAGGAUGAUACAGGGAUAGCCAAAAUAUUAGAUCGAUGCAAGGUAUUGGCAAGAGCUGCCAAAAUUAGACGACCAAUUCGCCAACCAGAUCCUGCGGAUUUUAAAGACCUGGUGCCAACGCGUGAGACCGCCGACCUACUUGUUCAAGGCUAUCUCCGUACCUUCGAGACUGUCUAUCGAAUCCUGCAUGUGCCCACUUUCCAGCAAGAAUAUCUUCAAUUCUGGAGCAAUCCACAGUCGGCCAGCCCUGCUUUUGUAGUUCGGUUGCUUCUCGUUAUGGCUCUCGGCACUUGCUUUUAUAAGGGUCAAGAUAUCUCUAUAACGCCACGGACAACCGCAGCGCCGUGGGUCUAUGCCGCUCAGGCCUGGCUAGGUGGCCCUUCAGAGAAAACCCGUGUUAAUAUCUCUUGUGUACAGAUACAGUGUCUUCUUCUUUUAGCCCGGCAGACCUGUGCAAUUGAUGGUGACCUGGUUUGGAUAUUGAGUGGCUCCUUAUUACGAGCAGCAAUGUACGUUGGUCUACAUCGCGAUCCACAACAUCUUCCAAAGAUGCCCAGCUUCCAAGCAGAGCUACGGAGAAGGCUAUGGGCUUCCGUGCUGGAAAUUGUACUGCAGUCAAGCAUGGAUGCGGGUGGAGCACCGCUGAUCUGUCGUGACGAUUAUGAUUGCGAACCUCCAUCGAGUAUUGACGACCUGGACAUGAAUGCUGAUGACCCCGCCGCCUUGCCCUUCAUCACGGACAAAUUCACACAAACUACAGUCCAAAUUGCGCUUAUGAAGUCCGUCCCCGUCAGGCUUGAGAUGGCAAAAGCGAUGAACGGUAUACGCCACGAGCUUUCGUACGAUGAAGUGCUGAAACUCAGCAGUGAGCUCAUCACCAUCCAUCGAGAAAACUCGCUUUAUCUCCUCAAUACAGGAUAUUCUUCGCAAGAGGGAACCACGCGACCAACUCCGUUUCAAAUGAACUGUAUCUCUGUCCUCACUAAUAGGUUUAUACUGGCUCUACACCACCCAUUCGCUGUCAAAUCAAAAACAAACCCUCGAUUCUAUUUCUCCCGAAAAAUCUGUCUCGACGCAGCUCUCCACAUCCUUUCACCUAGCGGAGGUAUGAACACCACUAACAACAAUGGUUGCAAUCCUUGCAUCAAUGGAAAUCCAAACGCAAACUCCCGGAACUCCAACGAUCACGAUGACUUUUACCGCCUAACACUCCACUCCGGAGCCUUCGUUCGCAGCACCCUCAUCUACGCGAAGUUCACCAUCUGCCUCGAACUUCUUUAUCAGCUGCAGGAGGACGCCUCGUCGAUCUUCCCUUCUUCCGUUGCUCCAUUUCUGUCCUGUUCAUUGUCAGCAGCGUCACGAUCAUGGCGAAGUGAGCUGCAUGCCGCAACAGAGAAUUACAUGCAAUUGGCCAAGGGGCGGAUCCUGGCGGGCGAGACGAAUAUUAAGGGGUAUCUGUUCGGCAGGUGUGUGAUGGCGCAGAUCAAGGCGAUGGAAGACGGGGUGGCAGAUAUCGAACAAGCGAUUAUAGAGGCGGGUAAGGUGGCGGUUGCAGAAUGCUAUACGUGGUUAAAGGAGCGGGCGCAACAGUUUGGGUGUGGGGAGGUUGACGAGCAAGAGGAGGGCGGGGGUGCGGGGGCGAAUGACUGUAGUAAUAAUGACUAUGACGGAGGGUAUGAGAAGUAUCAGGGGAUUGAAUGGGAAGGGUUGGUGAGUUUCAUCUCUAUUUUGGUUCUCUUGCUUUCUUCCUAUUGA
Messenger RNA from Paracoccidioides brasiliensis Pb18, 2559 nucleotides. RefSeq lists its product as uncharacterized. The coding region runs from base 1 to 2559 and encodes 852 amino acids. Gene Ontology annotation, cellular component: nucleus. The record is from RefSeq and is a predicted model, not a curated record. Gene Ontology annotation, biological process: DNA-templated transcription; regulation of transcription by RNA polymerase II. The transcript is spliced from 2 exons. Gene Ontology annotation, molecular function: DNA-binding transcription activator activity, RNA polymerase II-specific; zinc ion binding; RNA polymerase II cis-regulatory region sequence-specific DNA binding.